GUUGCUUGCAUCUCCAUAGAGUGACCGUGACAUUUUCAAGGUCGUUUAGCUGACCAAUCGAGUGUGCUCGUCUUGUGUGCCCGAGAGCAAUGGAUAUAUUUGCCGUGUUCAAGGAUUCACACCUUUGAUUGUACAAAUUAUAUAACUGGCGACUGCUUUCGGAUGGUUUUACAUCUAAUGCGAUUGUGUAUUAGUCAUCGUACUCCCGCUCCCAAUGAGAUUAUGCGCUGUUGAACAAACCUUCGAGUGGCCUACCAUUAUGGUCGGAAUUCCAUUCUUAGUGUGUUAUAUUGUGUGUGCAUGCAAGUAAGCUGACAGUUCGGAGCGGACUCGAGAAUUUUUAGCCGGUAAUGCAAUACCUAUUUUUUCUUACAGAAUGUGUCUUGUGAUAUCCAAGGGAGAAUUACAAUGUGCGAUAGCUUGCUUUACACACCAUGAAAUUACACCUACCAAUUGGUUGUCUGCUUGUCACUAGUCCGAGGUCGCUGAAGCACGAUCCCAAUUGACACUCAUCCGUCAGGGAUCCGCUCAUGGCCCUGGAGCGUGUAUUGAACGGUGCUUUGUCGUACGCAUGCACAGGCCGGAAUGAAUUUCUGAAGAAGCUGAAAUCUCUUCCCAAAACCACUGCGGUGGUGAUAUCUUGCGUGGAUUCUCGAGUUUUCCCCGCCAACUUCUUAUCCACCGAACCUGGUGAUACAUUUAUCAUUCGAAAUCCAGGGAAUUUUGUACCGCCGGUGCAUCCAAAACACGAUCCGUGCGAUGUGCUCAGCACGCUGGAACUCGCAUGCGUUCGAGGCGAGGUGGAUGAUAUUUUCGUUUGUGGACACUCUGAUUGCAAGGCAAUGCAUUUGUUGAAUUCCAUGGGACGAUCCGUGGUAAAUCACAAGUUACAGUUGGAACAAAUGAGCCCCCUCCAAAAGUGGAUCGCCGUCCACGGCAUGGAAGGUUUCUAUAAAUACGACUUGGGCAAAGCUGUUUUGGACUUUCCCGUGAGGGAUAUAUUUCGCCUCUCAUUUCCACUUAGCCUCAAACUUUCUUCUUUGACUGACUUGAGCACACCGGACCAACUUUCCCAGAUUAACGUGGUGCAGCAGAUGUCGCAUAUUUAUUCCCAUUCUUUAUUGAUCGAACGCCUCCUCGCAGGCACCCUUCGCAUACAUGGUCUGUGGUUCCACAUACACUCUGCUCAGGUGCACAUGCUCAGCCGGCCCGAUCAACGAUUCAUUCCAGUCACCCGGGAAAGUGUACCACUUCUCUUAAAACAGUCCACGAUGUGAUGAUCAACGCAUAUACGAGUGAUUCUCUUCCGUCAAAUUCUAGUCUACUGUUUCAAGUAAUUUUGCUGGUCUUUUUUACAUUAUUUGACUCUGCUACUGUGAUUGUAUUUUGCUUUUGUUUUUAUCCUCUCUCUCCUCCUUGAUGUUUUACAUUUGUGCGGUCUUUCCGAUUUUCGUCAUCAGAAUACACAUAUUGCCUCUAG
Molecule: messenger RNA, 1480 nt
Organism: Dicrocoelium dendriticum
Lineage: Eukaryota; Metazoa; Platyhelminthes; Trematoda; Plagiorchiida; Dicrocoeliidae
Source: the annotation of a GenBank genome assembly